This is a messenger RNA of Fundulus heteroclitus (mummichog), 4578 nucleotides long. RefSeq names its product zinc finger RNA binding protein 2 (gene zfr2). Gene Ontology annotation, molecular function: double-stranded RNA binding; zinc ion binding; single-stranded RNA binding. NCBI's taxonomy places the organism in Eukaryota, Metazoa, Chordata, Actinopteri, Cyprinodontiformes, Fundulidae. The record is from RefSeq and is a predicted model, not a curated record. Gene Ontology annotation, cellular component: precatalytic spliceosome. The transcript is spliced from 19 exons. Bases 65 to 3181 code for a protein of 1038 amino acids.
ACGGCUCCGCUGCUGUUCGUCCCAGUCCGUGGUACUGUACUGUUUUGCGGGGAGCUCGGCUAAAAUGGCUGCAAGCAACUAUUUCGGGUUCACGCAUGGUGCCAGUCCACAGUACAGUACCCAGCCUCCCACGGCUUACUCCCAUCCCUCUACAGCCAGCUACAGCGUCCAGCAGGCUCCAGCUGUGGCCCACGCAGUGACCGCCUCAUACUCCCCGGCUCCUGUCCAGGCAGCCCGGCCCGUGGCCUCGGCUCCUUACCCUGCCUAUCAGAGCCACCAGGCACCUCCAGACUACACCUACAGACAGCCCGACCCACCACAGCCCACCACCACCCCACAGACGUACCAGGUAUACUCCGACAUGCAGCAGCAGCAGCAGGAUAGCUAUAACUACGUGCGCUCUGCUGCAGUAACGACUUACGACAACAAACAGUACUACCAGACGAGUGUAGCACCAGCUCAGAGGACACCCACAGACAACUACUACCAGACCGUCUCAGUAGGAGUGAAGAGCGCCUACAGCCCAGCUCCCUCCACCGUGUACAACCAGCCUCCUCUGGCCCAGAGGCAGGUGACUGCCCUCAAACCUCUGGUGCCGUCCAGCGCUGUGUCAACCAGCUACAACAUCUACCCAGUGUCCACGAGCGUCCAACAGCCUCCAACGCCCAUUUCAUCAUACACGCCGGGCUCCUCCUUUAGCUCCACAGUUUCUGCUACAUCCUACUCAGGCAUGAGCUACUCCAGUUAUGAUUCUAUUGGCUAUACUUCUGCACCCACCCCCACCUAUUACCAGCCAGCUCAGCAAACUCUGUCCCAACCUCAGCCUCCGCCGCAGCAGCAGCCCCAGCAGCCCCAGCCCUCAAUCCAGCCGCCACCAAAACAACUGACAAGUUCCUCUUGGAGUACCUCAGGGAGCAACAUGGUGACGACCCCGGCCGUAAACUCCUACAAAAAGCCCGCCUUCCACCAGAACAAGCUGCAAAGGCCCAAAGGGCCUCCCAAGCAGUCUCAGCUUUAUUACUGUGACAUUUGCAAGAUCAGCUGUGCAGGCCCUCAGACGUACCGGGAACACAACGAGGGCCAGAAACAUAAAAAAAAGGAGGCAGCCCUGAAGGCAGGGGGCCAAAGUGGGACCGUCAACGGACCCAGAGGAGUCCAGACCCAGUUACGCUGUGAACUGUGUGACGUAUCCUGCACCGGGGUGGACGCCUAUGCUGCUCAUAUCCGAGGAGCCAAACACCAGAAGGUGGUAAAGCUUCACACCAAGCUUGGCAAACCCAUCCCCUCCACUGAACCAGUGUUGGUGAACUCUGCCCCGGUGACAACAAACUCUACAGCUGUGAAACCCGCGGCGCCAUCCACGGUGUCCGCCUCGGUUUCAACCAUCUCAACCCCGGCCGUAACGCCCAAACAGUCGGCGGUAAACACCACAGCCAAAACAGCGCUGCCAAUCAAGAAACCAGCUCCCGUCAAAUUAACUCCCUUUUCCAAUAAGGCGGCCAGUGCUCCUGCAGCAGCAGCAGCACCUGUGACGGCCGCGGCAGUUAAAGCGGAGGAGCCUGUUCAGCCGUCCGUCCAGAAGAUGGAGCCACAAGCUGAAGAUGAGCAAGGCGACCGAGCUGGAGGACAGGGAGACAUCCAGCCUGUGGGACAUGAUUAUGUGGAGGAGGUACGUAACGAGGAUGGAAAGGUGAUUCGAUUUCACUGUAAACUGUGUGAGUGCAGCUUCAAUGACCCCAAUGCUAAAGACAUGCACCUAAAGGGACGAAGACACCGACUACAGUACAAGAAAAAAGUGAACCCAGAGCUUCCCGUGGAGAUAAAGCCCAGUAAUCGGGCCAGGAAGCUUCAAGAGAGCAAGCUGAAGAAGCAGAAGCAGAAGGCUGUCCUGAAGAGACAAAGGGAGGAUGAGCAGCGCUGGCACAUGGAGAUGAGGCGAUAUGAGGAGGACAUGUACUGGAGAAGGAUGGAGGAGGAGCAGAUGUACUGGGGAGAGCAGAGGCGCAGGAUGCCCCCUCCGCCUCCUCCGCCCCUAAUGAGCCGCCCCGGUAUGCCCGUUCCCCCUCUGCUGAAUUGCGUCCGUCGCCCCGACUCUGCUGACGAUCGUCACAUCAUGGCCAAGCAUUCGACCAUUUACCCGGUGGAAGAGGAGCUGCAAGCUGUUCAGAGGAUCGUCUCCCAUUCUGAGAGAGCUCUUAAAUUGGUGUCAGACUCCCUGCUUGAGAAGGAGGCACCAGGGACCUCCUCUACGGCUACUGGGGGAGAAGAAGUGACUAGUGCUGAGAACCCCGCCCGGCUGCUGAAAGGUGUGAUGAGAGUGGGGAUCCUGGCGAAAGGCCUGCUGCUUCGUGGGGACAGAAACGUGGAGCUUAUACUGCUAACUGCUAAGAAACCCACCGUCUCAUUACUGAAGAGCAUCGCCAAGCAGCUGCCGAAGGAACUAUCAACAUUUUCUGAAGAUCAGUAUGAGGUGCAGGCUCAUCCCGAGGAGGCGAACAUCGUGAUAUGUUCAAGCCAGGAGCCCAAAAUGCAGGUGACCAUUUCUCUCACCUCGCCGCUGAUGAGGGAGGACACUGCUGCUGAGAAGGACAAGCAGGCAGAAGGAAAAGCGGCCGAGAAAGAUGUGUCUGAGAAGGACCCUCCUGAUGUUUUAAAUAAGAAGAAAUGUUUGGACUACCUGGCUGCUCUCCGACAUGCCAAAUGGUUUCAGGCUCGGGCAAAUGGUCUACAGUCCUGUGUGAUCAUCAUUCGGGUGCUGAGAGAUCUGUGUCAGCGGGUUCCUACCUGGGGGAGGCUGCCCAGCUGGGCAAUGGAGCUGCUGGUGGAGAAGGUGAUCAGCAGCGCCACGGGCCCGCUCAGCCCAGGGGAGGCCAUGCGCCGGGUCCUCGAGUGCAUCUCCACAGGCAUCCUGCUUCCAGAUGGCCCGGGUUUGACGGACCCCUGUGAGAAGGAGCCAACAGAUGCUUUGGAGAGCAUGAGGCUUCAAGCCAGGGAGGAUAUAACCGCCAGCGCACAGCAUGCCCUGCGGCUCCUCGCUUUCCGUCAGAUCCACAAGAUUUUGGGCAUGGAGUCCCUUCCGGCGUCCAAGGCCAGCGCACGCAACCGCAAACGUCGGCGGGACGUCAGCGACACGGGCGAAGGAGAGGGAGAGGGCAAAAAAGACAAGAAGGAAGAAGCUUGACCUUUGCCCGCUCAGCAGAGGCGUUUGCUAGUUUAGAGACUGGUAGAAUGUCACUUUUUUUAAAUCUCAGAAGAAAAAAAAGGUUUAACCCACAGAUGUACAUGUAUAAAUAUAACCUAUGACUCUUCAUGUUACACGUCUACUGUCAUAUCCAGAGGAAUAAUGUAUUUUUAGGAGGUUUUGGAGCUGAUGGGUGAAGACCAGUUUUAAUGCGGUGCGUUUUGGAGCUGCAGAGGCGCUUGGCUUUGUUGGAAAUGAAAAUCGUGUGAAAGGAUGCGUCAUUCCAAUUCGGUUUCACGGCACACUAUUUAACCGAACCCUCUCUUGUUUAUUUUUUUAUUUUUUUUUUAACCACCAACACCACUCCUGUGUCCUUUCAUCUUAAAGUCCUCCCGUACACUAAGACAUCAUUCGUUUAUUUUUAGCGCUUGCCUCUGCUGCUCUUCAGGCCAGCUCAGUCUGACUCCCGAUUUCCUGGGGAGUCACCGGAUUAAAUUUGCUGCUGAAAAACUUUUCAUUGUGAAAAAACAUAGGAAGCUUUGCAACGUGUGAGCAAGAGCCACACGCAGUACUGUGAUGUUUUAUGGUGCCUACAUAUAUGAACUAACUUUUUUUGUUUUGUUUUUAAUGGCUUACAAUUAUUCAGGUCACUUUUGCACCAUCCAAAGCUCCUUUUAACUGUUUUACAAACACCCCGAAGAGACUUUUAGGGUUGAGCUCAUACCCUUUAUGAAACCUCCAAAACAAGUCAAAGCUAAACUAAAUCAUGAAACCUACAUCGACAGGAACUAACCUGAGGUUUUGUCUUUAUGAGCUCUCUUGCAACUUUGUUUGCCUCUGCAGGAGGGGGUCUUUUCUUGCACACUUGUAUCCAGAGGAAACCGAGCACUUAGAUGACAAUGUAUGCAGCCAUAGAUCUAUCUUUUUUUUAAAUAAUAAUGCCUAGAAAUUCCUUUUUUUUUCUUCUUCUUCCAAAGAAGGUUUAGGGGGAUCUUUAGUCAGCAAAAUAAGACUGAAAAUCUGCUGUACGGAUCCAAUGGUUAAAGUCCCUUGCCUUUCUUCCUUGUGCCUGUAUCAUGUGUGUUUAAAAAAAGACUGAGACAGGGGAACAUUUACACCGUGUGGUUUAGUGCUGUGUCAGUUCAUAGUAAGGAAGUGUGGGUUAAAGGAAGGGACUGUUGCACAACUUUAAGAACUGAUCAGAGGGAAUUACUUGACAUGUUUUAGUUUGAUGUUUAUUUACAAAGAGCCUCAUAUAUGAGUUUUAAUUACCGAGGACGUCGCAGUCUGUUUUUGUAUCGUUUAAACGGGAAGUGUGACCGUCGCUGUCCUAUUAUUUGAAUGUAUUUGUAGUGAUGCGUAAAAUUAAGAGGAGGUAAUAAAAACACUCUUCAGAC